Molecule: messenger RNA, 1463 nt
Organism: Gadus chalcogrammus (walleye pollock)
Lineage: Eukaryota; Metazoa; Chordata; Actinopteri; Gadiformes; Gadidae
Gene: qtrt1
Product: queuine tRNA-ribosyltransferase 1
Exons: 9
Coding region: 60-1319 (419 amino acids)
Cellular component (GO): cytosol
Molecular function (GO): tRNA-guanosine(34) queuine transglycosylase activity
Source: RefSeq, a predicted model, not a curated record
AAUCACCCAAAGGUUCCGACCCUUUGAUGUACGUCAUGUACGUGUUUUGACAAUCCAAUAUGGCUGCGCCCAUAGAUAGUGCAUCAGAUGUAGUUGCUUCAAAAACGAGCAUGCCUUCAUUAAAAUCUCUCUCUGCGAUUUCUCCACUUACUUUGCGAAUUAUCGCAGAAUGUCCGGUGACAAAAGCAAGAGCAUGUGAUCUUAAAUUGCCACAUUCUCUCGUAAACACGCCCGUUUUCAUGCCCGUUGGCACUCAAGGAACUCUAAAAGGUAUCACUUCGGAUCAAUUAGAGGAUCUUGGAUGUAAAAUAUGCCUCGGCAACACAUACCAUUUAGGUAUGAGACCGGGGCCAGCGUUGAUCGAGAAAGCCAAUGGUUUGCAUGGUUUCAUGAACUGGAAGAGGAAUCUCCUAACUGACAGCGGGGGGUUCCAGAUGGUGUCUCUUGUUGAACUUUCCGAGGUUACGGAGGAAGGUGUCAAAUUUAAAUCUCCCUAUGAUGGCAAUGAGAUUCUCCUGACGCCAGAGAAGUCCAUCGAAAUACAAAACAGCCUCGGAUCCGACAUCAUGAUGCAGCUGGACGACGUGGUCAGUAGCACGGUGACGGGUCCUCGUGUAGAGGAAGCCAUGCACCGCUCCAUACGCUGGCUGGACCGCUGCAUAGGGGCGAAUCAAAACCAAGAGAAGCAGAACCUGUUUGCCAUCAUCCAGGGAGGCCUGAGCGCAGACCUGCGCAAGACCUGCCUCGACGAAAUGACCAAGCGGGAUGUGCCAGGCUUCGCCAUCGGCGGGCUGAGCGGAGGGGAGGAGAAGGACGACUUCUGGAGAAUGGUGACGCUCAGCACCGACCACCUGCCCCGACACAAGCCUCGCUACCUCAUGGGCGUUGGCUACGCCGUGGACCUGGUCGUCUGCGUGGCUCUUGGCUGUGAUAUGUUUGACUGCGUCUUCCCCACCCGUACAGCAAGGUUUGGCUCAGCGCUGGUGCCAUGGGGGUCUCUCCAGGUUAAACAGAAGCAGUAUGCAAAGGACUUCCAACCGAUUGACCCGGAUUGCAAGUGUCCCACCUGCAAGAGACACAGCCGGGCAUACCUGCACGCCUUAUUCAAGAAUGACACGGCUGCUAUGCAUCAUAUCACCAUCCACAACAUUUCCUACCAGCUCACCCUGAUGCUUUCGGCGAGGCAGAGCAUUAUCGACGGCCGGUUUCCGGAUUUCGUGAAGAACUUCAUGAGGAAAAUGUUUCCAUCCAGUGACCAGUACCCCAGCUGGGCCGUGGAUGCCCUGGCCUCGGUCAACAUUACAUUGGAUCAACACUGACAACGACAACUGUUUUAUUUAUAGCUAAAUAUGUACCAAUCAAUCAUACUUUUAUAUCCUUUUUUUACGUGUAAACUGCUUUUUACAUUGUGCUAAACUGGACAGUAUUAAAUGGAGAAAAUAAACUGUCUUGGUAAUUACGCA